This is a messenger RNA of Hydractinia symbiolongicarpus, 2034 nucleotides long. RefSeq names its product zinc finger MYM-type protein 1-like. The record is from RefSeq and is a predicted model, not a curated record. Lineage: Eukaryota; Metazoa; Cnidaria; Hydrozoa; Anthoathecata; Hydractiniidae. The coding region runs from base 1 to 2034 and encodes 677 amino acids. The transcript has 3 exons.
AUGAAUCAAAAUAAGUUGACAAAGUAUUUUAAAAAUUCUAAAGAUGAUACUAACAAAACUACUACAAAUCAAACAUCCAUCAACGUACAUAAUGUAAACGAAAAAAAAUAUGGCACCAGAGAACGAAGCUUCCAAGCACAUUGGACUAAAGAUUUUCCUUGGUUACACUAUGCUGAAAACGCACAUGCUGUGGUGUGUUUCUAUUGCCAUACGCAAGAAAAGCGUGGAAACUUGAAGGAUCAAACAAACAAGGACACAGCCUUCACCUCAAAAGGAUUUUCAAAUUGGAAGAAUGCUCUUGAUAGUUUCCGAGGUCAUCAAAGCUCAUCAUGCCACAAAACCGCUUCCUCGUACCACUUGGUUCUACCACACUGUGCAGACGUUGGCGAGUUGAUGGACAACAUUCUCACCGACCAGAGACAGGUUGAACGAAAGUACCUCCUUGAUGUCAUUAGAUGUUUACGCUACCUUGGCCGACAAGGCAUUGCUCUUCAAGGAGACGAUAACAAUGACAACUUCACCCAACUUCUUUUUCUCCUCGGAAGUAGAGAUUCAAGCGUAAUGGAUCAUAUCAAUGGAAAAAUUGGACAUAAGUACAAUCACCAUGAUGUGCAAAAUGAACUCUUGAAUUUGAUGGCUUCUCAAGUAUUGCGGAAAAAGUUAGAUACCGUUCGAGAGCGCAGGUUUUAUUCUAAGAUGGCAGAUGAAGGCACUGAUGUAAGUAAUGCCGAACAACUUUCGUUUUGUGUACGAUCAGCGAAUGACGAUUUAAAUGUGAAUGAAGAUUUCUUGGGCUUUUAUAAAGUUGGCAAUACUCGAAGCGCAACUAUCGCCAAGGCCAUCAAAGAUAUUUUGCUGAGGUGCUCAUUGAACCUAUCUGAUUGUCGAGGCCAAACCUAUGACGGGGCAAGCAACAUGAUGGGAAAACGUUCAGGUGUUUCUGCCAUUAUCAAAGAGGAGCAGCCAAAAGCCAUCGCGACCCAUUGCCAAGGACAUUCCUUAAGCCUUGCUGUCAAAUCGAUGACUAAAGAGUGUCAGAUCCCCCGAGAUACAAUGGGAACUGCCGGUGAAAUUUGUGUUUUAGUGAAGUAUUCACCGAAACGGGAGAACAUGCUGGGUAAGCUGACUGCAAAUGUUGAAGGAACCCUAGGAACUGAUAAACAUGCAGGAAAGCUGGAUAAGCUGAGUACAACAAGGUGGACAAUUCGGGCGAACUGUUUCAAGAAGAUCAUCGAAAACUACGAACCACUGAUGGCGUUGUGGAACAAGAGUUUAAAUGAGAAGCUAGACGCUGAAACGAAGUUGAGGAUUAAUGGGUGUAAAAAGGAGAUGGAGUCAUUUUCAUUCUAUUUUGGUCUGAAUCUAGGACGCAAGCUUUAUGCUCACACAGAUAAUCUGUCCAUAACACUUCAGAAAGAAAAAAUGUCAGCAAUCAGCGGUAAAGAAUUGGCUGAACUUACGAACAAGACGAUGCAAGGCAUGAGAAACGAGAGAGACUUUGAUAUAUUCUACGAGACAGUCACGAAGUCAGCAAGUUCGAUGGAUUUCGUUUCUUCGACAACAGCGCCAAGAAAACGCAAAAGACCAAAGUACGACAUCUUGGAAUUUGUGGAAGGAAAUCCAAGCAGCACUGGAGAAGCCUACUAUCCUGCUCAUGCCCACUAUAAGGCCAUCUAUUUCGAAGCAAUUGACGUAAUUGUCAGCGCCAUCAAAGAGAGGUUUGAGCAACCUGCCUUCAAAGUAUUUACAGAAGUGGAACAACUGUUGUUGAAGUCAAUAAGUAAAACGCCAGCCGAAGAAGAAAUGAAGACCGUUAAUGCAAGUUUCUGUGAUGACUUUGACGAUCAAUCGUUGUUGUGUGAAUUGAAGUUGCUACCAACUAUCUUUCGUGAAUCCAGUCCUGUCAACUUCAGCGAUGUUGUAGAUGUUGUACAGUCGUUAUCAACCGAAAAACGAAAAUUGAUAAAAAAUGUCGUCAUCAUCAUACGAUUGGUUUUAACAAUGGGAGCUAUAUCCGCUACUCCGGAACGAUGA